This is a messenger RNA of Cladocopium goreaui, 240 nucleotides long. NCBI's taxonomy places the organism in Eukaryota, Dinophyceae, Suessiales, Symbiodiniaceae. The record is from the annotation of a GenBank genome assembly.
AUGUUUCUGAGAUGCUUGACGGUUUUUGCGCGCAGCCGCGGAUGCAAAAUUGUGAAUGCGCAACUUCAAGCUGGCCAACAACAGGAAUUCUCGGUUGUGAUGUGCCAUGACAACAUGCGCGAUUUGGACAACGUUCCGGCGCCCUCCAACAAGAAGGGAAAGAAGUCGGCUGGGAAGAAAGGUAAGAAGACGGCCGGCACCAAAGCGAUGCUAUACAAAUGUUGGACAUGCGAAGCUUAG